Messenger RNA from Paracoccidioides lutzii Pb01, 657 nucleotides. RefSeq lists its product as hypothetical. Gene Ontology annotation, biological process: protein phosphorylation. Gene Ontology annotation, molecular function: protein kinase activity; ATP binding. The transcript has 2 exons. The record is from RefSeq and is a predicted model, not a curated record. The coding region runs from base 1 to 657 and encodes 218 amino acids.
AUGACUUCAAAAGCUUACCCUUCAGCAGAGCCUCCUCUGCUCAUCAAUCUCAGCCACUCACUGAGGGCUGCCACUGAGAUAUUCAUCAAAAGUCAUCAUCCAGGAAGCACAUAUACCCAGACAAGAAGGGACACCCAGAAGAAUGAACUAGCUUUCUCCAUUCAGUCAGCACGCAAACCAAGCAUCUUUGACAGGAAUGAUGAGGAACUCUAUGACAACUGUGUUCUCCAGUGUCUUGUGAUCUCACCUGCUGGCUGGCCAAUCUAUGACUACAGAUCACCCUUGGAGCUUCUCACAGUACUUCAUGAUGCAAUAAAGGCGCACCGGUCUCUUUACCUGGAUGGGAACAUUCUUCAUUGGGAUAUUUCAGAGAACAACAUAAUAAUAACUGAUCCAGACAAGGCAGAUGAUUACUCAGGAAUGCUAAUUGAUCUGGAUCUUGCUCAAGAAGUUGGGAGUGGACAAAGUGACUCACAGCACCGCACUGGUACAAUGGAGUUCAUGGCAAUUGAGGUGCUGUGUAAUAUUGACCAUACCUAUCAGCAUGAUCUUGAAUCAUUUUUCUACGUGUUUAUCUGGCAGUGCGCCCGUCAUGGUUGGGGGAAGGAUAAUAAUCCUAGGGAUAGUAAACUUCGUGCCUGGUAUACUGGUAGCUAA